CCCGACAAGUUCAUCAACACUGAUGCUCUCUUCGAUUCGAUUACACUCUCCUACUCUUGCUCUCCCAGUGUUCCAGUUUUCGACCAAGUCCGAGCGCGGGAAUCAUUAAAUAAAUAGUUUAAACUAUUUAGUGCCCAGAAAAAGCGUAUAUUUUAUCAAUAGAAUACUGGACUAUUGCAGCAGCAGCUCGGGGCAACCGAAAACGGCAGCAAUAACAACAGAAAAGCAACAGCAGCAGGAACAGCAACAUUAACAGCAGCCAACUGGCGUGUGUGUGUGUGGUACAGUUGGGUAGAAAAACAUCGUCGUUAGCUGGGCGGUGUUGCCACCUCGGCUGUGGCGAUUAUUGCCACCACUCUUGCGCUGCGCCGCAGCAGUUGUUGUGCAUCUUGGCGAGUUUUAACGAGCAGUUCUGUUUUCGUGCUGUUUUUUUUAAAACAAAAAAAUACAAGUAAUUGCAGCAGUUAGCAAUUAUCGCUUAGCGAAAGUCGAUCGAUCGAGAACCGAAGAGAGCCGUCCGAUUUGCCGUGAGAGCAAACCGAUUUAGCAAUAAUAAUUGUGAGAGCCAGAGAGGGAGAGCGCGUUGUGAAAGUGGCAAGCGAAAAGUGCUAGCAAAAGUAAAAACAAACUCCCGAUAAAAUGCAAAGCGAUUUGCAAAGCUAUCCAUGAAAGAUGCGAGCUGGAAAAAAACAGGCAGCUGAUAGCGGAAAGACACGUCCUUGCAUUGUCUACGUGAGGAAUAUACGGGAGGAGUUGCCAGGACCAGGUCGGCCGAGGAAGGCGACCCAACAGCAGCAGCAGCGGGUGCAGCAGCAGUUGAAACAGGAACAGGACCAACAGCUAAGGGAAACACGAGGACGCCGUGCCGGCGGAGGAGCAUCAGCCACGGCAUCCAUACACGAGAGACAGCCACCGGGCAUCGCCCUGCGAACACGGCAGGUCGCCACGCCGCCGGUUAAGAGACAACAUCAGCUCGUGUCGUCGCCGCCUUCCCCGCAGCGGAAGGCCAAAGAUACCAUACUGGCGAAGCGACGCAAUACCAAUCUGUUGCUGGGUAAUCCCAUCCAGAAGGUGGGCGGUCUCAGUACCCGGCGCAUCACCACACACACCGAGCCGACGCCGUCGCGGGCCCAGACGCCCAAGAUGUUCAAGAGCAAACACCAGCCGGUGGCGAUGAGCCCGCCGCCGACUAUAGCGGCCAGUCGAUCGAGGCGAUCGAUUAAACCGAAUCCGAAGUACACCAGCGAGGACAUGGUCACGCCAAAGUAUCUGGCCGCCUUGGCGAGCGAAUCGGGCAGCAGUCCGUCGCCGGUGGGACGUCACAGGUCCAAGCAGAUGUAUCGCAACUCCAACGACGACCUCAACGAUCUGCUCGAUCUCGACGAGGACGACGACGACGAGCUGGCGGACGCCGCCUUCAAUCCCCAACUGCAUAAGUCGGACGACGACGACGACGAUGAUCUGAGCGAGGGCGAGUUCGAGGAGGAGCUGCGUCGGCCGAAGCUGCCGCCGGUGAAGCGUGGACGUGGACGUCCGCCGAAGGCCAGUACCUUGGCCAACGCGUCCAGCUCGUCGCUGGGCAACACAUCAUCGGUGGCUUCCAAGAUGGGCGCUUCAGCCGGACGACCCACACCCAGCAGCCUGCAGCAGCUGCGUCGCAACAUGGCCGUGAAUAUUGCUCGAAACAAUGCCAGCUUAACGGAGGGAUCCCAGAUAAGCAACGCCAAGCGCAAGCUGGAGAUCAACGACACCGACAGUCCGGUGGCGCGCAAACGCAUGGUCCUCUCCGCCAUGGGGGGCAGUGGCCAGCGCAGCGUUCCCGUCGUCAAUGGGGCCACCAAAUCGUUGGGCGGACACGGCGGCACCACCACCACCAUCACUCAACGCUCCAAGAUGGGACAGCUGCGGAUGGUGCCGCAGAGUUCGUCGGUGACGUUCAAAGUUAACACUGGCGGUGGUGGACGCACUGUUCCGGGCAAUUCACGGUCCGCGGGCGGUGGUGGUGGAGGAUCAUCGGCUGGCAGUGAUUCGAAACACAACAAGUCGGAUGACGGAGACGAUGUGCCCACGUUCACCAUCGUCAACAUAGACGACAUUAUCAACCAGGACGAUGUACUGAUCAGCAGAGCCAAUAUCAAUGCCGCCGCAGCAGCAGCAGCAGCCGCAUCCACGGGCGGCACAGUCGGCAAGAAGCUACCUGUGGGCCGGCCCCGCACCAGGGGCAUCCCGCCCAACAGCAGCAGCGGUGGCGGUGGCGGUGGGGCUGAGAAGAAGACGUCGGAUAAGGAGAAGUCGAGCCCCUCAUCGCUGAGUAGUCUGAGUCCACCCAAACGGAUCAAGAUCCUCGCCAGCAACACUUCGAGCAGCAACGCCGCCAACAAAUCCCAUUCGGGCUACAAUCAAAACAAGAACAUCCUGAUGAAGCCGCAGCCCCGGAUUCUCAACACGGAAAUGGGCAAGAAGACGCAGACCAUGAAGCCGCUGAUGAACAUGGGCAAGGAGAUCUGUCCCACGGACAUCGACACCGAGGAGGACGAUCUGGAGCCCGAUUUGGAUCUCGACGAUGAUGAGCCGCCGGCCACGAUAGUGACUCGCAAGAAUAUCAAAUCGAUCACCUUAACAUCCACACCGCAUAACGCAUCCGCGGCCAGCAAGUGGAACACCAACAACAACAACAAUAACAAUAACAAUAGCAACAAUCGCCGGAAUAUCCUGUCGACGUCAUCGGCAUCCUCGGUGAAUGCCCGCACAGAUAGAAAGCUAUCGAAGCUGCUCGGCGAGUCCGGGUCGGGUUCGGGUGCGGGUGGGAAUUCUGGGGAGCUGCCGGCGCUCUUCAAGAAGCCCGGCAUCAGUCCCCAGCGUCGCAGCAAGGAGAAUCAUCAGCAGAAGGACGACGAGCUGAAGGAUGCCGGUGGAUCGGAAACGCAUAAAAGCAUCACCAACAGCAGCAGCAGCAGCAGCAGCACCAGCACCAGCAGCAGUAGCCAUCCCAAAUACUUUCCGCCCGAGACGACCAUCUUCUGCGAGGAGGACGGCCGUGUCGUUAAGAAGAUCACCUGCUAUGAGACGUGGCAUGUGAUCAGUACGGCCAAGGAUUCGCCGGCGAAGUCGACGCGACAGCAGCGCACCUGCCUGGAGCUGGCGCUCGUCAAGCUGGCCAAUGUCGCCAGCCGGAUCAAGGUGCCGUCGAGCAAAUGGACCAGCAAGGUGACGCUCUACAAGGUGUCGCCAACGCUGAUGCAGCGCCAGACCAUGACCAUCUUCACCGGCGACCUGAAGGUCUACAAUAUACCGGAGGAGGACCGGCACAAGUACCAGCCGUCGUGCGUCCUGUUCCGGCGUUCGGCACUGGACCGGACCAAGUGCCGGGUGCCGUACGAUCGGGCCAUCAUUUUCAAGAACAAGUGCUUCUAUGCGAAUAUCGAUGGGAAGCACGUGAACCUAUUGGGUGCCCCGGAAUCGGUGAACACCCUCAAGGAUGUGGAGAUCCUGUUGGACAUUGUCGAUCGAUUGUCGCUCAAUAGCGAGCUGGUGGAGAUGGUGAAUACCACCAAGUGAGCACCCAGAGGGGCCAGGAUAACAACUAGGACAUGUAUCACAUUGUAAAAAUACACAUACACACACACAGACAACACACACACACAACAAAAAAUCAGAAAAAAAAAAAAAAACAGAAACACAUACAACACAAACAGAGAAAAGGACAUUUUUAUGAUUUGUUUUAUGCAAUAGAGAGCCGAUAAUACUAUAAAAAAAAAAACUAAUUUUUUUUUUUUUUGAUUAAUCCAUUAACUUAGUUUUAAUCGUUAGUCUAGCGUAAUUACCUAUAUCUUAAUAUCAUAAAA
Messenger RNA from Drosophila ananassae, 3845 nucleotides. Its product is annotated as ras guanine nucleotide exchange factor P. Lineage: Eukaryota; Metazoa; Arthropoda; Insecta; Diptera; Drosophilidae. The transcript has 2 exons. The record is from RefSeq and is a predicted model, not a curated record. The coding region runs from base 673 to 3558 and encodes 961 amino acids.